Messenger RNA from Magnolia sinica, 705 nucleotides. RefSeq lists its product as uncharacterized. Lineage: Eukaryota; Viridiplantae; Streptophyta; Magnoliopsida; Magnoliales; Magnoliaceae. The transcript is spliced from 2 exons. Bases 223 to 705 code for a protein of 160 amino acids. The record is from RefSeq and is a predicted model, not a curated record.
CACAUAUUAUGUGUACUACGACAAUCUCGGAUACCCAAUUUGCCAAACCACUAUAUUUUGAAAAGAUGGACAAGAGAUGCUAAACUGGAUUUUGUUUAUGAUGCGAGUGAUGUGGAGUUAAAUAGAGAGAAACAUGAAUCGUAUGCUCUUCAAUAUAACAAUUUGUUAGACAUUUCUAGAAAUCUUGUUAAAGAAAGCGCUAAUUUUAAAGAGACAUAUCAUAUGUGUAAAGAAGGGCUACAAGAUAUUCUCAAACGAGUUCAAGAUCAAAAGUUGGUUGCUGGUGAGACAUUGGUGCUUAAAAAUAAGAAACAAAUAAAGAAAAUUACUAAAGUAAUCAUUAAAGACCCGGUGCAUGCUAAAACUAAAGGAAGUGAAAAAAGAUUAAUUUCUGAAAGGGAAAAGGUUGCUCGUAAGAAAGAUAAAAGAAGAUGCAAUGGAUGUAGGAAGUGGGGUCCUGGCCAUGACAAACGUAAUUGUCCAAUAUGGAAAAAACUAAUAAGAUCUCCCACGUGCCAAGAACCAUCAAUGAAUGAAGUUGAUAUGCGUGAAGAACCAUCAUAUGACGAGGUUGAUAUGCGUGAAGAACCAUCGGAUGACGAGGUUGAUAUGCAAGAAGAACCAUCGGAUGACGAGGCUGAUAUGCAUGAAGAAACAUUAAAUGAUGAGGUGGAGACGUUAGGUCAUGACACACCACUAUUUUAA